Messenger RNA from Gopherus flavomarginatus (Mexican gopher tortoise), 2786 nucleotides. RefSeq names its product transmembrane protein 40 (gene TMEM40). NCBI's taxonomy places the organism in Eukaryota, Metazoa, Chordata, Testudines, Testudinidae. The record is from RefSeq and is a predicted model, not a curated record. The transcript is spliced from 14 exons. The coding region runs from base 663 to 1574 and encodes 303 amino acids.
AAGACAAUCCCCUUAUAACUGAACUUGCAAAACAAAAGUGGAAUGAAUUUAGAUUUCAUUUCCUCUCUGCUCUUUAGGAGGCAACCAGAAAACAGAAGCUGCUGCUGCUCCACCCAGACUCAUCAGGCAAGUUGAUCUGCAUUUGUGCCUGGCUGAUUCAGGGGCCCAAGGCUCUACCACCUCCUUUCCUUGGAAUCAGAAAACUCCCGGACAUGGUAGAAGUUAAAGUUGCAGCCUCACUGCUCGGUGUUUGUGGUAAAAUGUUAAUGUAAGGAGCUCACAGCCUGCAGGAGGAAAUGAGACCAUUCCUGCUUCUGUGAGUCAGGCAAUCUAAGGGAGCAGCACCACAUGUAAUUGCCAUUGGCACUGUGACUUCACAGCCCCUCCGUGCGCCAACCAAUCCAGAGCACGUGAUUAAUACACACAGACAGACACCUAGUUAUCACUCUGCCAGGCCCAGGCUCCUACCACACACAUCCCUCUCUGCCUUUCAGAAAGGACGAAGCAGCAGUGCCGGCAGCAGAACAGAGCAGAGCUGCAUUUUUCUGCAAUCCCUGUGCUUCUUUGGAAACUCAUAGUAUCGUUAGCUGGAAUAACAACUUGAAAGCACUCCAGAGAUCAUUAACUAAUUAGUUUGCGCAACACACCUGAAAGACACAGCAAUGGACAACUUUAACUUCUCACUUCCAGUUCUCACCAGAAAACAACAAGACAUUUUUCAGAAAGCUUUUGCUGCUGAUGCUGAUUACUUGGAAACAUCUGAGAAAAUGAACCAGUCCUUCUGGGAAUUGUUAAUAAAAUGUUUAGCCACUGUUAACCCAGCCAGCCUGACCACUGAAGAAAUGCAGAAUCUCCUUAACAGAGGCAUAAACUCAUCUGAUGAACGUGCAGCCUCCUUGAAGACCAUAGGAAAAAAAGGAGUUAAUGCAAUGGUUGUGCUUUAUCUGCUGCUAAAGGUGAAAGAUCUAUCUGCCUACAGAGAGUUGCCCAGCUCCAAGAAAAAUGAUGAAAAAUUGAAACUACUUCAGGAAUUGGAAAUAAGUUUCACAUUUUCACAAGACAGUGAGGUUGAAAGAUCAUCUCGGGAGCCUGCGGAGACACAACCACGAGCCACCAGUGCUGGCAAGAAAAAAGUCUCUGUGGCAACAGUGAAGCCAAUUUCUCACAACCAAAGUCAGGAAGACCAAGACCAUGAAAAUCAAGAUGGAAGUGGUGCACCGGGAGAGGUUGUCCCCGAUAAUGAAUCAGAGAUUGCAAGACGAGAAAAUGCAACUGCUGCUGCAGGUGAAAAGGUUACUUAUCUUCAGAGAUGUCAAAGACAGUGGAUAAGAAUACGGAAAAAUGAUGUGUUCUUUCAUUUUAUCAUUCUUUGCUUUGGCAUUGGAGCUGCACUAAUUAGCUAUUACCAAUACAAAGACUGGACCAUUUCUCUUGGUUUUGGCUUAAUCACCUUUGCUUCGCUAGAAACCACCGGAAUAUAUUUUGGUCUUGUGCAUCGAAUUCACAGUGUCCUUGAGGGUUUCAUUCCUCUGAUUCAGAGAUUCAAAAUACCAGGCAUUAGAAAAGUUGACUGAACAGAAGAUUCUGAGAGUUCAACAAGUCUCUGGUUUCUGGAUUGAUUGCACUAAUGUGAAUAAAUCUGUUUUAUGGUGGCCAUAAAAUCUAAUGGCUAUUAUACAAUAUUGAAGCGUUAACCAUAAAAUGUGUUAUUCUCUCCACUGGGGAAUAAAAACCAUGGUACAGUAGGUCUGUCCUUUCCUUUGACAUGUUUUGUGGCUCCGUGCAGCCAGUAAAAUAGGCUGGGUUUAGAUUUAUAAAUUGAUUUUAAGCUAUUCGGGUAAUACUGUACAUCAUGUUAUUUUCCCCAUCUAUAUAAUCAUGCCGGUUGCACUUGAGAAGUCUGAUCCAAAGACCACUGAUGUCAAGGAAUGACUUGCAUAGACUUCGCUGAGCUCUGGAUCAGGCUUUGGAAACCCUUGUGGGGUUCCUUUCCUCCCCCACAUUCUGGGUCAGGUUUACUUUUCAUGUUGCACCACCUAUACCUCCCAGCUAGCACCAGUGCUGAUUGGAGCUAUUCCCCUUUGGCUAGAGCCCUGCAUUAUGAGUGUUACCUGAGUAUGUGGACUAGUCAAGGCUGUUUUUCAAAGCACUGUGUUAGCACCUUUCUUCAAAGAGGCAACCUUGGCGCUCAGAAGCUCUGCUUUCUUCACACCUUGUGAACCCAUGAGCCAGGCAAACCUCACCUACUUGCUUGAACACCAGCAGUACAAUUACUUUGGAUUAGAUUAAUUUAUUGUAGCAGACCUUGAUAAACUGUGCUUAAAAUGUAAUGACUUGCAACGAAAGCCAGGUGAGAUGUUACAGUGUAUAGCAAAAUGCAGAAAUGUAUUAUUAGCAACAGCAAAUUUAAUUUCUCUUCCUGGGACAGCGGUUUGAAGAAAAAUAAAUGAGUGGUUCAAAAAAGAAUAAAUAAUGAACUGUAGAUUUAGAACGCCUGUCAUUUUAUAGGGUUUUUUUUGUUUGGCAAAUUUGCAGAACUAUAAACAGUAGAAAGUGCUAAAGAGAGACAGCAAAAAAAGUGGUUAAAAAACUAAAAUGUUAUAGUAUAUGAAGGCAUCAAAAAUGGAUGGGGAGGGAUAUGUACAAGAGAAAGAAACUGAAAAAAAGACAGAUCUUAAGUUAUUAACCCAACACUGCCUAUUUUAAGGGCAAAGGAACUAUAUUUUCAGUCUUGCUCAGCAGACUAGAGAAAAUAAAUUGUAAGCAUGUGUUUUUAACCACUCUUA